Molecule: messenger RNA, 990 nt
Organism: Dovyalis caffra
Lineage: Eukaryota; Viridiplantae; Streptophyta; Magnoliopsida; Malpighiales; Salicaceae
Source: the annotation of a GenBank genome assembly
AUGGAGGAAGGAAGCAGCAGCGUAGAGAUGGCCGGGGCGGUGAUUGCUUUCAAAUUGAAAGAGGCGUCGAGUUGGUGGCAAGAUAUUAAUGAAUCACCGGUCUGGCAAGAUCGCAUCUUUCACGUCCUCGCCGGCCUCUAUGGCCUCGUCGCCGCCGUUGCUCUUAUUCAAUUGAUAAGGAUACAACUGAGAGUUCCUGAAUACGGCUGGACUACGCAGAAGGUUUUUCAUUUUCUCAACUUCCUGGUGAAUGGGGUUCGAUGUCUAGUAUUUGUUUUUCGCCGGAACAUAGAAGGCAUACAUCCACCGAUUUUCCAACAUAUUCUCCUUGAUUUCCCAAGUCUUGCAUUCUUCACCACAUAUGCGCUUCUGGUUCUGUUCUGGGCAGAGAUUUACUAUCAGGCACGUGCGGUAUCUACUGAUGGACUCAGGACUAGUUUCUUCACAAUUAAUGCUGUGGCUUAUGUCAUUCAGUGUGAGUCAGAUGCUAUCUGUGUCCUAUCCCACCUGCUAUCUUUUUUUACUAGCCUGCAUCCUCUGGAGGAAGGUCAAGGUUCAGCCCAUAAAUUGGUCCUUUAUGACUCCAGUCAUGGUUCUGUUUUUCAUGAAGUGGUCAGAGAUAAAGUGUUAGUUACUUGGGGCCACUUCAAAAGUUUUAUGAGGAUGCCAGUGGUUGCACACAUGCUCUUCUUAAUGUUGCAGCGAUUCCCUGUGGAAUCUAAAGGGCGGCGUAAGAAAUUGCAAGAGUUAAGUGCUUACAUGAGAAGGGGAAUGCUAGCGGCAGUCACUUUGACAGCCGCGAGUGACACUCCCAGAACCAUGUGCUUUGAUGCAUUUGAUGAAGCUGCAGACCUUGAUGUGUUGGAUCAUCCAGUUCUCAACUUCAUAUAUUACUUGCUGGUGGAGAUUUUACCUUCUUCUUUGGUUCUUUUCAUUUUGAGGAAAUUGCCUCCAAAACGUGGUAUCACAAAGUAUCAUCCCAUACGUUAA